CACCGAGUUCAUGAACGCCAUGGAAAAUGGGAUAUCAUCAAUCAUCAAGAAGAAGGACAAUUCACAAACAAAGAAAGAAGAUGAAGGGUUUGUUGGAGGACCUAAAGAUCAUCGCCAUAGUUUCAAUGGCGAUGGUGCAGCAGCUGUACAUGUGUGAAUCAGGCAGCUCCCUCCACCCUGUGAUCCUCAUUCCCGGAGCCGGAGGGAACCAAUUGGAAGCCCGCCUCACCAAAGACUACAAAUCCUCCAGCGUAUUUUGCAGCCGAUGGAAUCCUAUCAUGAAGGACACACAAGGAUGGUUCAGGCUCUGGUUCACCCCCACCGUUCUGCUGGCUCCAUACACCGAUUGUUUUGCUCGGCGAAUGACCCUUUAUUACGAUAGAGACUCGGAUGAUUACAGAAAUGCAAUUGGCGUUCAAACUAGAGUCAAUAAAUUUGGGUCAGUUCGGUCUCUUCUCUACCUCGACCCAAAUCUCAAGCAGAUCACAACGUAUAUGGCCGGGCUUGUGGAUUCAUUAGAAGCAAUUGGAUAUGUCAGAGACAAGACCCUGUUCGGAGCACCCUAUGAUUUUCGAUACGGUUUGGCUCCAGAAGGUCAUCCCUGCGCAGUGGGUUCCAAGUUCCUGAAGGAUCUAAAAGAAUUGGUGGAAAGGGCAAGCAGUUCAAAUGGAGGAAAAUCAGUAAUACUCGUGUCUCAUAGUCUAGGUGGCCUCUUCGCCCUCCAAUUUCUCAAUCGAAACCCACCCUCUUGGCGUAAGCAUUUCAUCAAACACCUUGUGGCCCUGUCGACACCAUGGGGUGGAUCAGUGGAGGGUAUGCGCACAUUCGCAUCAGGGAACACCCUCGGCGUUCCCCUGGUGAAUCCAUUACUCGUUAGAACAGAGCAACGGAGCUCCGAGAGCAACCUAUGGCUAUUACCGAACCCCACAAUCUACGACCGCAAAACGCCGAUAGUGAUCACUCAAAAUUCCAAUUACACAGUCGACGAAAUUCCUCGUUUUCUCAAGGAUAUUGGCUUCGGGGAAGGCGUUUAUCCCUACGAAUCUCGCAUAGUGCCCCUCAUGGAACAAUUACAAGCACCUGGAGUACAUUUAACUUGUGUAAUCGGAGGUGGUGUCAAGACACCGGAGACUCUGUCAUACGGCGAAAACGGGUUCGACGAGCAACCGGAAAUUGGUUAUGGGGAUGGAGAUGGCACGGUGAACACGGUGAGCUUGCGGGCGCUUGAGCGAUUAUGGGCGAAGGAGAAGAAUCAAACGCUGGAAACGAUUGUUCUUCCGGGUGUUUCUCAUAAAUCCAUCUUGGAAAACAGAGAUGCUUUGGAUGCAAUAAUCAACGAGAUUUCUGGUAUAAAUUCUAUGGGCUGCCGCCACACUCGUGCUGUGAUUUGAGAGAGAAAAAAACACCAUUUUUAUUACAUAUAAAGGACGAUCAAUUUAUUACAUCCCAAUAAAAAUGAAAAUUUACUAAA
Molecule: messenger RNA, 1471 nt
Organism: Cucurbita maxima (winter squash)
Lineage: Eukaryota; Viridiplantae; Streptophyta; Magnoliopsida; Cucurbitales; Cucurbitaceae
Product: lecithin-cholesterol acyltransferase-like 1
Exons: 2
Coding region: 27-1391 (454 amino acids)
Biological process (GO): lipid metabolic process
Source: RefSeq, a predicted model, not a curated record